Cotesia congregata is the source of this 1217-nucleotide messenger RNA. The record is from the annotation of a GenBank genome assembly. NCBI's taxonomy places the organism in Eukaryota, Metazoa, Arthropoda, Insecta, Hymenoptera, Braconidae.
GUAUGACUCUUGGUGGAUUAUUAUUUGGUACCAUAGCAGACUAUAGUGGACGUAGAAAUUUAAUUCCAAUUUCUAUGGUUAUAAUAUUUUCUGCUUUCCUUGGACUUUCAUUCUCUCAAACUUAUUUUCUGAUAAGCUUUUUUAUUUUCAUGUUGGGCAUUGGAUUAGCAGGAAGUCACCUGGUACUUAGAGUUUAUUUGAUUGAGUGCGUUCCAGCUAACAGAAGAGGCAUUUGUUUGGUUCUUAUUGACCUCCUAUGGUCUAUUGGCUACGUAGUGUCCUUAAGUUUAAGUUGGAUUUUAAUUCCAUCAAUAAUUAAAGUACUUAGCAAAGACUUUCGUCCAAAUUCCUGGCGAGUUCUCGUUGGAUUAGGAAGUGCGCCAUGUCUCAUAAUAGCAUAUCUUUCUAAUCUUCUUCCACCUAGUCCAAGAUAUCUUCUUUAUCGCAGACGUCCUCAGCAAGCUUUAAUUGUCUUCCAGCAAAUGUUUGCCAUAAAUAAUUCUCAGCAUAUUAAUAACUUUCCGUCAUGCAAUUUAAACAAUUGUGUUAGAUCAGAUGAAGACGAUGUUGAUGCAAGAUAUUUUUUUCAAAUUUUACGUGAAUUUAUUUUUAAAACCUGGAAGAAAAUUAAGCUAAUUUAUUCAAAAAAUUUUAUAAAAUGCACUUUGUUAUUUAUUUUUCUCAGACUUUUCCUUUUUCCAGGUCUAAUUCAAAUUACACAAUGGACAGCGUAUUUAUCUGAUGAAACAAAUUAUGCCUCAUCUUCUAACACAACUUGUUCCAUUGAUUUAAGAGAUAUUGGUUUACAAUUUCUAAACUAUUGCCAUGAAGUAAACCAUGUUCAUUUCAAACAUUCGCUCAUUCUUUCGUCAAGUUUCAUUUUAGUUAUCUCUGGAUUAAUUGGUGGAAUAUCAAUCCUUGUGGUUAUCUUCGGUUAUCAUCAAGAUGCUAAAACGAUUUGGUCAAUUUUAUUUUUAUCGUCCUUUGCAAUCAUUCAUACAACUACAAGUAUUAAACUAUUAGAACAUUACCCAACAUCUGUAAGAGGAACUAUUUGGGGUUUCACAUUAGUAUUACCGUAUAUAACGUCGUUUUUGAUAUCUUUUUUUGCCGUAAUACCAUGCUGGAUGGUAAUUUACGUUAUGCUUGGUUUACUGAUAGGUGCUGUACUAGCCGUCUUACCAAUCCCAGAUUUAACAAAUUCUCCAAUGAAAGAG